This is a messenger RNA of Coffea eugenioides, 1236 nucleotides long. Its product is annotated as glutathione S-transferase TCHQD. The coding region runs from base 228 to 1031 and encodes 267 amino acids. The transcript is spliced from 3 exons. Gene Ontology annotation, molecular function: glutathione transferase activity. The record is from RefSeq and is a predicted model, not a curated record. Lineage: Eukaryota; Viridiplantae; Streptophyta; Magnoliopsida; Gentianales; Rubiaceae.
UUUCCACUAGUCUUUUUGUGAAGCUGUCAAAUUCGGAAUCUUCCUCUGACAUAGCAAAACCCCUUUGUGCUUCAUCAUCACCAUCCACUUAAAAUAGUCCCCUUUUUCGAACUUUUCUUGGUUCACUUGCUAGCCCAUAGCUUCGAAUUCCCUUUGAAUUUUUGCAAGUUUUUUCAAGAAUUUCAACUGGGCUUAUUCAAGAAUACCUUUUUGGUUGAUGACACAUAAUGCAGCUAUAUCAUCAUCCGUACUCUUUGGAUAGCCAGAAGGUGAGGCUUGCUUUGGAAGAAAAGGGAGUUGAUUACACAUCUCAUCGUGUCAAUCCUAUCACAGGCAAGAACAUGGACUCUUUUUUCUUCCGGUUGAAUCCAAGUGCUAACCUUCCUGUCUUUCAGAAUGGUGCGCAUAUAAUCUUUGACACCGUUGAGAUUAUCAAGUAUAUAGAAAGAAUUGCCUUGGUUUCCUCUCGUGGAGACAAUGCCGCACUCAGCAGCCAAGAGGUCAUUGAAUGGAUGAAUAAAAUCCAAGCAUGGGAUCCGAAGUAUUUUACCCUGUUCCACAUUCCUGUGAAGUAUCGCGUGUUUGUUUCCAAAUUCCUGAGGCGUGUAAUAAUUGCUCGAAUGACUGAAUCUCCUGAUCUGGCUAGUGCAUACCAUCGCAAGCUUCGAGAGGCAUAUGAAACAGAAGAGAAGUUGAGAAAUGUUGAAGUGCUGAGGCGCAGUGAGGAACACCUGGUGAGGCUUCUUGAUGAAGUGGAAACUAAGCUAGGGGAGACAUCUUAUCUUCUGGGCGAAGAGUUCACAUUGGCAGAUGUGAUGCUCAUCCCUGUCCUCGCUCGAUUGGUGCUAUUGAAUUUGGAAGAGAGUUACAUCAGUUGCAGGCCUAAUAUAGCUGAGUAUUGGAAUAUGGUGAAGCAGAGACCUAGUUACAAGAAGGUGAUUGGAAGAUACUUCAAUGGAUGGAGGCAACAAAUUACAUUGAUGAGAACCUGGUGCUUUCUACAGAUUAGAAGUAUGCUGCGAAGAUAUUAGUCCAAAACUGUAACCCAUUGUAAAAACCAUAACACAACUUGCAGGCUGCCAUAUAAAACCGUCGGUCUCUAAGCUGUUUUUGUCAGUUCUUUUUAAGUUAAAGGCAUUCACCAAUAAUUAUUUAACACACUUGUAAUUUAUGAAUGUUUUUCUCUGCUGUCCGAAUUUUAUGCAGUCAUGCGAUGCAGCCUUCUUUUUCCUUCUA